Molecule: messenger RNA, 4705 nt
Organism: Parnassius mnemosyne (clouded apollo)
Lineage: Eukaryota; Metazoa; Arthropoda; Insecta; Lepidoptera; Papilionidae
Source: the annotation of a GenBank genome assembly
AGGUACUAUUUUUGUUGUUUCUAAACAAACAGUAAAACUUCUAAACAAAAGUGAUUUAUGGACAAGACAAAUUGAUAUUAUUUGCGACCGGAUGAUAAUAGUUAUUACCAUAUCAUAUUUGGUUAUUAGUAUCACAAUUCAUAAUUUGUAAAAGAAACCUCUUAGUAAAUGAGCUCUAAAUCAGAAAUGUUAGGACUUCGGAAAGCGCUAUAUAAAUGUGAUAUUUGCGGUAGACGCUUAAUGAGCGCAAAGUCCUUCAAAAACCAUCAAGAUUUAGCUCAUAAAGAAAGAAGAAAAAGGAAAUCUGCUGUUAAGAAAAAAAAGAAUGUUAGACGGGCAAAGAUUGUGUUUGGUAAAGUCAAAAUAUCUGCAAGUCCAAGGCAAAAAAAUAUAGUUUCCCGACGGCCAAAAGCAGCCAAAGCAACUGUGAAGGACAACGACGGUUCUGCAGCAAUUUUAUCGAAUCCUGUUGAUGUGUCAAAUGUAGAAUACGAAUGUCCAAUAUGUAUGAAAAUAUUUCCUGCAUAUUUCUCUGCAAGUAUGCAUAUUCAAAAAAAUCACUGUACACAAGUUAAAUAUGUUGCUAAAAGUAAGACAAACACACGAAAGUCCAAGGAUCUGUUAGAGCCACUUUUGAAGGAGAUUUGCAUGAAAUGUAACCAAAGAAUAUCUGCAACAGGGUCCCAUAUCUGUUCUGAAAUUGUAGACGAAAAUGAGAUGAUAUCAAAUAUGAACUAUACAUGCUCUGGAUGUAAUCAACAGUUUACUAGCUUGAUAUUAUUUGACCUUCAUGUCAUAAAAUUUCAUGGCAAUGGAGUGGAGACCAUGUUCAUUCCUAACAUGAAUGGUAUGUUUAUACUAAUUCAACUAAAUUAUUUUUAUACCUAAUAUUUUUUUUGUUAUCCAUUCAUUACAUGUAUUAGUCAUGUAGUGGCAGAGUAGAGAUCCACAGUAGAGAGUGUAGAAUAUCCACUACCCCAUAUUGUCCCAUGUGUGUUGUAAGAGGUCACAGAGGGAAAUUUAAACAGAAGAUGCGAACAAAACAUUUUCCUAAUAACAACUCAAAAUUUUAAAAAACGCCUGCCAAGCAUGGCAACUAUGGCAAGAUCUUCCCUAUGAGGAUAUCUAUGGAUGAGUCCUAUAUGUGGCAGAUGACUUAUAGUUCACUGCUGAACAUAGACCCAGAUAAUUUAUGCAGGAAGCCUAUGUUGAGCAGUGGAUUGUUAAUAGGCUAUAAUGAAUGAAUGAAUUAAUGAAAUAUAGUGAAUCUAUUUCAAAUUUCAAUCACUCGAAGCCAUGCAACAGGCUGGAAAGAAGUUCAAGGGGAGCCUUUUACUAAGGUCAAUCAAUGUGCUGUUUGAUGUUUCACCAGUUUGACCUUGUGUUCAAAAUACUUGGUUACAAUGCCAGGUCCUUGAGUUGAAUGUCAGGUGAAGUCAAACUUUAUGCAAAGAUACGAAAAAUUUAAUUUUAUAUGGUUGCUUGUGUUUUGAGUACUAACUACAUUAUAAAUUACCUCAAUUUUAAACCCCCCUGACGAAAACGGUGGUGUAAUAUGUUUGUGGUAUGGAUCUGUGUUUCUGUUUAUCUGUCUGUGGCACCAUAACUCCUGAACGGAUGUGCCUUAAUCAAGAAUGUUCUUAGUUAUGUUUCAAGAAAAUCUGUUCAAGAGUUUGAAGAUCAUCUGCUGUUUUUGUUUUGUGGGUUUUGAACAUUUUUAAUUUUAGUUAUAUUAGAUAAGGUUUACCAUAAAGUAAUGUGAAGUUAUUAUUGCGACAUCUAGUGUCGGGUAACAAAAUAUGUUUGUCGACCAUUGAGUCUUUGCAUAAGAGACAUAAAUGUAUCUAUUCAUACAAACAUAAAUGGCGAUUUUUCUAAGUAAAUUACAGUAUUACUGCAACAUCUCAUGUUAAGUACCUAAAAUUGUUUAAUCCUGGAAAUUUUGAAGAUUAAUAAAGAUGUAUUAAAUCUCGAUUUACAAAAUCUUAUGGUUCUCACUCGAACUGAUGACGAUUAGCAUACGAGGGUGACACUGAAAGUUCUUAGCAAAUCAAAAACUGAACAAACUAGCAAGUUUAGUUUUAUUAUAUCUUUUCAAAAUAGUGUCCAUUUACAGCAAUACAUCGCCACUGAGAAAAGCACUUUGCCCACUCGUCCUUAGGGGUGUCUUCGACGGCAAUUUGAAACGCAGCCACUGCUACGUUAAAAUAAUAAAACGUUUUCCUCGAAGGUUUUCUUUUAUUUUCGGAAAUAAAUAAAAAUUGCAAGGCGCGAGGUCGGGGCUAUAGGGCGGGUGACCCAGUAAUUCCAUGUCUGACGUUUCCAAGUAGUCGAUUGUUUGCUUGGCGGUGUGCGACGAGGCGUUGUCGUAGUGAAGGAGGAUCCUACUGCGAGGUUGUUUCUCCCGAAUUUUUUCCAAGACAAGUGGCAAACAAUUGUUAGUGUACCACUCUGCAGUAACUGUGUUUCGAUCCUCUAAAAUAAUAGUUGGCGUAAUGACCUGUCCUUCCGAAGAACGAGGCCAUCUUUUUUCCCACGCUUCGACCUCUCUUCACUUUAGUUGGCAAAUCCUCGGAAGGAAACACCUAGACAUCAGUCAGUCUCUUAGUUUCAGGAUCAUAACAAUAAAUCCAGCUUUCGUCACCCGUAAGUAUGUCGAACGCAGCAUUUGAGUCACCUCCAUUAAAUCAUUGAACCAUUUCACGACAACAAUCAACACGACGAAGUUUUUGGAGCCUCUGUCAAAUUAUGAGGUAUCCACCGGGCACAAAGUUUCCUGACCGCUAAAUGUUUAUUGAGGAUUUGUGCACUUGACUCAUACCGAUGCCUAAGCUUGUCCAAAUCUGCUGAUAAGUCACUCUUUUGUCGGUCUCUAUGAUACGCCGCACAACACUGAUGUUGUCUUCAGUCGUCGCCGUAGAAGGCCGUCCCUCACGCAGAUCAUCAGUGAGAUUAGUGCGACCACAUUUAACCUCAUAAAACCAGUUGUAAACAGUAGCACGAGAUGGGGCUUCAUCGUGAAAGGCCAAUCUAAGUCUAUCAUAACUUUCUUGUUGAUUUAAAUGACAUCGAAAGUCAUAAAAAUCAUUGUAUGAAAAUUUUCUCGCGUUAAAUUCUCGUAAAAUUUUCUCGCGUUAAAUUCAUGCUGACGUGACACAAUAUUUUCAAUUUGCCGCCAAAUCGUAAACAAAUGACAAUAAAAUACAUACACAAUAAUUGGCAGAGUUCCAUUUUCAUUUUUUUUUUAUUAUAUCGUUUAAAAGUGGCCAUUUCUAAAAACUUUCAGUGUUGCCCUCGUAAAACAUUUCUGUAUUAUGUUUUAAUAGCCAGUCAUGUAAAAAAUUUUGGAUGUUGCACAAUUGUCAGUAUACAUUCCUUACAUUGCUUAUGUGUGAUUAUGGCGACACUGGUUUUGGUACAAUUUAUGUGCUUUACCACUUCCUAUCGCUUUAUUAUUCUGUUGCUUACUAUGUGUUAGUGUCUCUAUGUUGGUGCUUGCACUUGAGGCUAGGGUUGGCAACCCAUUAUUUAUAAUAUUAUCUAGUAUUAGGGGCCCGAACACUAUAUUUCUAAAAAACAAAUUAGAUGAGACUACUCUACUAAUCAUCAUGCUAGGCUGGUGUACUCGUGAUCGCAGGUCUUACAAUCUCACAACUUUGACCGUCGCCGGCAUUAUAUUCGACCUGAUAUGAAAUGGUAAUAGUGCCGUUUGUUGAAAGCCUUUGGAAUUUUCUAAGCCAACCCUUACCAUGUGGUGAUAUUGGGUGAUGGAUUGAAUUACAUUGCCAUCCGAUGUCAAAUCAUCAAUAUAGACAAAUUGAUUAGCAUAUUAAAUAAAAAAUGUUGAAUAUUGUUUACAGAAUUUCUUGCUUGGAAAAAGGAAGUGGAGAAGAAAACGAAAGUCAAGUAUGCUUUACUUGAAAAAUACAAGUCAAAGAAAAUCUACCAUUGUACUUUUUCACCGUAUGAUCGUAAUUUUUACAAUAGUAACACAAUAUACUGCUGCCCUGCCACUAUUUCUGUUCAAGAGUUCUCUGAAGGUGUACAAGUUCAAUUCCAUACGGAGCAUUUUGGCCAUGCCUGUGAUGCCUAUGUUAUAACUGAGAAAUAUAGGAAAUAUUCACUAACGUCAUUACUUCAAAAUACAGAUGUGUAUGCAACAAUAGAUAAUCCAAAUGUUAAUAAGAAGGAUCUGUAUUUCCAAUUUCAAAGGCUCAUGGAGUGUAUUGUAGUGAAUGCUGGUAAAUUAAAUGUUGAAGCGCUUAAAGUUUUGUAUGGUAGAGCUCUGGCAAUGACUUUUGUGUUAAAUAAUUAUAUAGAGGACACUGACUUAAGCUAUUCGUUCAUGAAUAAUAUAAUUUGGGAACUUGGGAACCUUGAGAAUAAACAAGGUACAGAAAAUAAUUCGUUGUUAUAUCCUAAUAAACCACCGGAUCCGCCUAUUUUGAGGCAAUUUGUAUCACCACAACCUAAACAGGCUGACCACAACAUGCAAUCUACACAAAAUGUAAUGAUGAUGUCCGUGAUCAACGACCCAAAUAAAAUUAGCAGACGCUUUAAUAUACCACAUAAACUCGCUGACCAAAAUGAGCCAUUUCCGCAAAAUUCGAUAUUGAUGUCCAUGCUCAAUGCCCCAAAUAAAAUUAAUGAAUUCUUCAAUUUAACACAUCCAGUCAUGAGUAAAACACAAAGUGAACUGAACAGC